This is a messenger RNA of Rhizophagus irregularis DAOM 181602=DAOM 197198, 1439 nucleotides long. RefSeq lists its product as uncharacterized. Lineage: Eukaryota; Fungi; Glomeromycota; Glomeromycetes; Glomerales; Glomeraceae. Gene Ontology annotation, cellular component: nucleus; cytoplasm. The record is from RefSeq and is a predicted model, not a curated record. Gene Ontology annotation, molecular function: ubiquitin binding.
CAGAUGAGAACCCCUUUUAUACGUGACCAAAAAAUUUUUUUGGUUCAUAUAAAAUAAACAUAUCAACCCGAACAGGAAAAAGAGAAAGAAGUCUGCCUCAUCAGAUCCCUCACCGUUUUAUUUCACAUCAUACAUAAAAAUGGGUUCAUACGACUAUGAUACACAGCGAACGAAUCCGGCAGGAGUCGGACAUAAGAAUAAUCACGCUGCCACAGAAGUAGCGGAGACAGAAGAAGUAAAGCAUCUGAAAUCUCAAUAUAAAAACGAAUUGACGAAACUACAAGAAAUAACUACUGAAUGGUCAGAAGCAGAUUUGCUCUUUGCCUUGCAAGAAAAUCAAGGAGACCUUGAGGUUACAAUUAAUCGAAUCAUGGAAGGCCACAUCUCUAAAUGGGGUGAGGUUAAAUCUCGAAAAUCUAAGAAAGAACAUAGUAGUAAGAAUAAACAAAGUGGACAACAAUUUGGUAACGCUCAACGUGGACAUCAGAAAGGUGGUUAUAGUGACCGUGGCAGGGCCCGCGGUGAGGGUGGACGUAGCGGAAGAAAUAGUGAUCGUACUCGAGGGUCAAGAAGAGAAAACGGUUCAGGAGGCUAUACUCGACCUCCACGUCAACAAAAUGGGACCAAUCACGAUGAUACAAACAACAUCACCCACGGUAAGGCAUGGGGCACUGAUAAUACCAGUAGCUCCAGAAAUAACAACAAUGAUAGCAACGAUAAUACUAGCACUUGGACAACUGAAAAUGUUAUUGGAGAUUGGUCUACCGAUAUUACAGCCCAAGGUGGUUCAUGGUCAGCUGAAAAUCCAGCAGAAAAUGCCAAAAGUAGUUGGGCCAGUGAUAGUAUUGACAAAGCUCAGAGUAGUCGGAGCAAAGAAAAUCCUACGGACGGAUGGAGUGGUGAUAAUACCCAACAGAGUGUUAAAGGUGUUCGGACAGCUGAUGCAACAGAAAGUAAUAAUAUCAGUACGGAUAAUAAUAUUGCGACAAGUCGAGAUAUAGACAAAGCUACUGAUAGCCUAAAACAUAAUCGAGAUUCCAACGUUGCAAAGGAUAAUUGGGACACUGAACAUCCUAAAGAUAAUUGGGGUGUAGAAAAUGAUAGUUGGGCUGCAGAUAAUCCGAAAGAUAAUUGGGGCUCUGACGAUUUUGGAGUUGAUACAACUAAGAAUGGUAAAAAUGUGAAGGAAGUUUCAAAAUCUCCAAACACUGUAAUGAAAUCUGUAGCUCCUACAAAAUCACCAGUUUCAAAUAGUUUACGGACAAUUCCUCCUAAGCCCAAGGCAUCUUGGGCUCAAAUUGUGAAGUGUGUUUUCGAUCAUGUCUUCAUUAAAUGUUUACAAUGUAGUUUUUAUAAUAUAAAUAUAUAUAUAUAUAAAAUAUAUGUAUAUAUAUAAUUAUAUAUUAAUCUUUUUUUUAAUCAUAUAUUAUUAAUAUGUC